UUUAACGGUCCCCUAAGGCUUGGAAGUGUGAGGGCCUGGUCCAGGCUGGCUGCGUCCCUCAGACCACAAACAGCUACACGCCACACCGAGCCCUCAUAUAUCCCCUAAGACACACACUCGCCUCAGCACUCACACCCUUUUCCUAGCCACAACCCUUCUGCACCCCCUCAGGCUGUGCAGACUGGGUCUCGAGUCACCUGAUAAACACCCUGCUGCUUGUGGAAUGGACUUGGUGGCCAGGGGGCUAGAAUGCUACAAUGAACCUUUUUGCACCUGUGAGAACAUGUGAGAGGGGAUCUCCAAGCCUCAAAAGACAAGAGGGAAAUUUGCCUUUUCUACUACCUCCCUGGAACGAUGCAAGACGCUUUAGUAGGCUCCUGGCACAACACUGGCUUCUAUGGGCACUACAGGGGCCAAUUCAAGAGUGAACAUGCUCAAGAAUACCGCCUUGCAGCCAAGCCUCAGCCUCCAGCAGUAUUCCUACAGCGAUGUCAGAAGCCAGCACGGCAACACUUCUUCUCCAAGCAUGACAACCGUACUUCCUUCGACAAAGGCCCCUACUGCCUGCUGCAGGGAAUCGGGAAGCGGAAAGACCUGGAGCGUCUGUGGCAGCAGCAUACCUUUCUGCACUGGGCACCCUGUGAGCUGGAGUUGCAACAGCAGCGGCCCUUUAAGUCCUCCUACCAGAACAAUUUCCGGUCAGGCCCAGGACUCAGUGAGCUCCCCCAGCGCCUUGUCCACUUUAUGCAGCUCCAGCCUCCCCAUGUCAGCACCACCUACCAGCAGAACUUCUGCCAGCCAUCCCGAGGUGGCCACUGUGGCAGUGACAACGUGGGAUCCCAGGCUCCAGUCACCAACACGCUGCCUGACCUCCCAGGGAUCCCAAGACCCAAGCUGCUGCAGCACUACCUUCAUGCUGGGGUCUCCGAAUGUCUUAACUGGUCCAAAGCAUUAAACUAGGAUGGAU
Talpa occidentalis (Iberian mole) is the source of this 967-nucleotide messenger RNA. It is a transcript of the gene CIMIP7, whose product is annotated as chromosome unknown C3orf84 homolog. The coding region runs from base 355 to 960 and encodes 201 amino acids. The record is from RefSeq and is a predicted model, not a curated record. The transcript has 6 exons. NCBI's taxonomy places the organism in Eukaryota, Metazoa, Chordata, Mammalia, Eulipotyphla, Talpidae.